AUCCAUUCACAACAAUCUUCUCCGCUCCCUCCUUAGCCUCACUGCCUCGCUGGGGCGCUGUGUUCUUCCACACCACCACCCACCCCGCCCUCUCUCCCUCUCUCUCUCUCUGAGGGGAGAUGGCUCUAUUCUCCCCAUCCAUACUUCCUCUUUUCUUCCUCAAUUCCGACUGCACACAUAGUCUUUUGAAAUCGACUAAAGCCCACCUGCACGGUACCUCCAUCAUUUGCAGGGGCUCCCUUCCCCCGUGUUCGAGGCCCCAACCGUCUUUGGUCAUGCCUCUUGUAGCCCCCUCGCGGAACCCUUUUUGUUCCUCCCACUCGUCGUCCUCAUGUUCAUCGUCUUCUUCUACGUCCUCCUCUUUCUUGGUAGAGGAAUUCGACUUCGAUUCCGAAACGGAAGCAGAGCUACCAGACAGCGGGAUUGACGUGGAGGGAUCGCUGUGGGAGGGGGCAGUUGUGUACCGGAGGGACCCUUCCGUCACCCAUCUGGAGUACUGCACCACGCUGGAGAGGCUGGGGCUUGGCAGGUACUCUAGUGACGCCUCCCGGUCUAAGGCGUCGUCCAUGGGCAUCAGGGUCACGAGGGCCGUCAAGGAGUUCACAGACGGCACUGCCGUCCAGGUUUCCGUAGACGUCUCCCGGAGUGAAAAGAAGAAGGGAAAGCUCCGGCUUGACGGCAUUGUCCGCACCGUCAUCGCUCUCCCCUGCAACAGAUGUGCUGAACCUGCCGCUGAGUGCAUAUUUUCAAACUUCUCACUUUCUCUGACAGAAGAGCCCAUACAAGAGCACGAGCCAAACAACUGGUUGAUUAUUGGACAGGGUAAUUCCAAGACGUUUGAUGGCAAUGGUGAAGACGAUGAGGAAGAUGCUUUUGACUUGGAUGACGUGCUUCACUUUCCUGUGGAAGAUAGCGAAAUUGAUAUAUCCAAACAAAUUAGAGAUACAAUUCAUGUAGAGAUUAAAAUUACUGCUUUAUGUGAUCCUUCUUGUAAAGGGUUGUGCCUCAAGUGCGGCACAAACCUAAACAGGAGUACUUGCUCCUGUGGUGCACAGGGCGGGCAGGAAUCUGGUCCCCUUAGGGAUUUGAGAAGUAGGGUUGAAAAUCAACAAGGGUAGCUGGUUAUUGUAUUGUUGCUGCUUUUCCUUUACAUUUUACUGCUAUAUGAGAGUCGGGAUCUUUUGUAUCUUUUAAACAAUUCUUCAGCAAAGGAAUUCAAUGUUCAUAUUAA
Nymphaea colorata (pocket water lily) is the source of this 1231-nucleotide messenger RNA. RefSeq names its product large ribosomal RNA subunit accumulation protein YCED homolog 1, chloroplastic. The record is from RefSeq and is a predicted model, not a curated record. The transcript is spliced from 2 exons. Bases 120 to 1118 code for a protein of 332 amino acids. NCBI's taxonomy places the organism in Eukaryota, Viridiplantae, Streptophyta, Magnoliopsida, Nymphaeales, Nymphaeaceae.